UUUUUUUUUGUUGGUAUUUUGUUAUUUUUUUUUUUCAAUCGUUUGAAACGGCUGCUAAAACUGCCACUGGAAACGGGUAACUGCAACUGCAACUGCAACUGCAACUGCAAUAGCAACAGCAACUGCCAAAUAUCCAUUUAUGCAAAGCAAACACCGAACUGCUAACAAUACAUUGUGUGCCGUUAUUAUCAUCGGGAGGCACUGGCCACCCAAAUGUCCACGCGAAAUAUGUCACAAUUCCGAGAUAAUUCAUGGCUCGCGGCUGCGCGCUCAUAUGGCGUGCUUAAAAGCUUGCGCUGCUCUGCUCGCUAUGCAAAAAGUAAAUCCAAAUCGGCGAUCAAUCUCAAUGCGAAUCUGAAGCAACAGCAAAAGAAUCAAAAGCUAAAGGAACAAGAACAACAACAACAACAACAACAGCAAGCAGAACAACAGGUGGAGGCGCUAUAUGCAAAUGUUGAAGAGCUCAUCCAGGCUGAGGCUGAAGACGAUGCUCUAAUGGGUAAUGCACAGCCUCGAAUGAUGAAUCAUUUGCGCGUGCACAAGUUCAAAUUGGGCGGCAAGGACCAUUCGGCUGUUGCCGAUAUCCCUACCGCCGACAACAACAACAGCAUAUGCAACAAGAACAAUAACAACAACAACAGCAAUAAUAAUAAUAAUAACGGAAAUAGCAGCGGCAAAGGAUUUCUGACCCGCAUCAAGCGUUACUCGGUGCUGGGAAACAAACUGAGCCGACGCCAUUUGGGCAGCAUGACACUGCCGGGCGGAGGCGGAGGUGGUGGCUCCGGCAAGGAUCGCUCCGGCUCACCCAGCAAACUGGCCACUGGCAGCUACAAUAUGACUGGCAGCAAUUCGGAGGAUCAUCGCCUAGAGAUUGGCGCCCCCAUACUAAUAUCGACGACAACCCUGGACACUGAUCGCUUUGGUGUAACAGAGGCGCGCCUCAAGCAGAUAGGUGGCGGCAUUGCCAAGACAUCGACGAUGGUACGGACUCUAACGCCGCGCAGCUCCGAUGAGGAGGAGUUUGUCGAUGCCUGCAGCACGAUGCCCCAAAUCGAGCAACAGACAGAGCCUGAAACGGAGGAAACGGAACAGUUUGUAACGCCAACGCAUCAACCGGAACAGGAAAAGGAACCGCAACUGCAACCGCAACAACAGCAACAGCAACCGCAACAACUGCAACCGCAACCGCAACAACAGCAACCGCAACCGCAACAACAGCAGUCACAACUGCCAUUAGUCUUGCCACUUAUGGAGGCACCGUUUCGACGACCACGCAUUGCCCGGCAACAACAGCAGUCGCAGUCCGUACAGAAUCUGCAUCGGUCCGAGCUGAAACUCUAUCUGCACAAGUCGCCAUCGAUGACGCUGGACAUGAAUGUGACAGCGCCGCCACAGCUUGGCCUCAACCUGCCGGAACUGCCGGAAUUGUAUGGCACCAGUGAGCUCAGUUUGGCGGCCAGCGAUAACAAGGAGAACAUGGCCAGCUCGACGCAAAGAUGUGGAAAGAUCGGCAAGCAGGACAUUUCGCAUCCGAGCACACCCGUCAUCUGUGGCUAUUUGGCGCAGCAGGAGCGCUUCAAGAGCAUCGACUCCUUUCAGCCGAUGCCCUCCAAGCGGCCAUCCAAACAGAGCCUUACCAGCUGUCGCAGCAGCAGGAGCAGGAGCCGAAGCAGAAGCCAAAGCCGGAGCCGAAGUCAAUUGAGCCACAGCCAGAUUAGCAUCAAUGAGGAGUUUGAUUAUGAUCUCAAAUCGGUUAGCUAUCAGAGCCUGACUGCCCAAAAUCUGUUUGUAUCGAUCGAUGAGCUGCAGGAGAUUACCCGUCAGAUCAACGAGACGGAGGAUUUCAGUCGUGAAAUCGAUCUGGAGUACUGUACGCAUCGGGAUCAAUUGCGUCCCAACGAGCGUCGCAUCACGCUGCUGAAGAACAAGAACCAGCGCCUGAUCAACUUUAAUCACAACAAGGAGAAGCUCCGCAAGGGCUGGCACGGCAUGAAGAACUGGCUGGGCGAGGAGGGCAGCAAGCUGAAGGAGGUGGUGCGCCAACAGACGCCUCUCAAGCGUGUCGCCCAAUCCAAAACCAAUCUCAACCAGUCCUGCGGCAAUGCCAGCCGCCAGUCAAUGUCACCUGAUCGAAGUCGCGAUCGCGAUUGUGAUCGAGAUCGUGAUCGUGAUCGUUAUCGUGAUAUGACCGAAAGUUGCGAGGAUGUCACCGAACGGACAGAUCGCACCGAGUAUGAGCCCUCGAUGUCACAGCACCCCAGUGAUGAGGAUCUUUCGCCGCACGCUAAACGCUUUAAGGAUGAGGGGCAAAACGGUUUCGAGGAAUUAAGACGCUACAUUAAACAGGGCGGUGACUUUAGCAAGGAACUCAUAUUUGUCCUGCAGGAGCGCGCCGACUCGGAGCUGAUCUACUCCAAGUCACUCUCGAAGUUGGCGAAUAAACUAAAUAAAGCUGGACGGGAGAUACCUGGCAGCGUGGCGGAUGCCUGGCGUGGUGUUGCUACAGAGAUGGAAAGUCGCAGUGACAUUCAUCGCCAGCUGGCUGCCUCGCUGACCGAUGAGCUUGUCAAGCCGCUAAAGACGGUUGUCGACAAUCAUCACAAGACCCGUAAAGCGGUGGAAAGCAAUGUGGACAAAGCGGCCCGUGUGCUGAGCGAGUGGCGCGUGAGCGAGGCAAAGGCAAAGAAGGCAUCGCACACGGCCGCCCGUGAAAAUGAGAAACUGCAGGACGCAAUGCUGGAUGUGCGCAUACAGAAGUCGCCAUCGAUAGCGCUGCUGCAUCAGGGGCCCAACAAGCUGGCAGCCGAGAAGGAGCUGAAGUCCGCCGAGAAGGACUGCGUCAAGCUGGACAACAAACGGAAGAAGGCCGAGGAGGCUGUCAAGCGGGCAGACGUCGAAUACUAUACGCUAUGUGUGCGUGCCGAGCGUGCCCGUGUCGAUUGGGAGAUGGCCGUAUUGCGCGGCUCCUCCCAACUCCAAAACAGCGAACAGCAGCGUGUGGGCAACAUGCACAAUUUUGUGCAGCAAUAUGCGCGUCUCAUCAACGACAUGCAUCCGAUUUUGAGUGGUCUAGCGACUGGGCUGCAGCCGCAGCUGGAUGCGUGCAAUGUGGCCAAGGAUAUGCAGGUGGUGCGCAACAUUCGACGCAACUCCGAGGGUCCCAGCGAGCAGCUGCUGCCCGACUUCUAUUGCGAGCACACCACGCUGGCCAUGAACCGCGAGAGGCGGAAGCAUUCGCUGAUUAAGCUCCUUCAGCUGGUCAAGACCGAUUUGGAGCGGGAGCGACGCUCGCGGGAUGGCCUGCGCGGCCUAUCCCAUUCACUCAACAACCAGGAGCAUCAGAAUAUUACGGAUAAGCUGUACCAUAUUCGCUCUAUGCUGACUUAUUUGGAGGGUGCACGUCUGAAGCUGCACUCGGCCCUGCUGGAAUUGGAUCACAAGCCGCGCACAACACAUCCGCUGGCACAGCACAUACAGAUUACACGCGAUCGGACUGGACUACAGCAGAGUAUCCUGAAGGUGCCCAAUUGGCUGAAGAACAAUGACAAGACGCCGCUGUCGACGACGUUGCUGUCGCAGGAUGCUAGCGACAUCAAUGCCACCGACGAGGAUGAUUAUUCACAGUUGCAGAGCCAGAACAAUAGCUCCUGUGCGAACAUUAGCGUGGUCGCCGCACCAACAUCGGCGCUCCUCAAGAACUUUAAUCGCAGCAAGAGCAAUAUUGAAACUUUUACCAGCCAACCAAAGAUAAUAUCGACAACGAACGCAUCGCUGGCAGCAAGUGCCGUAACGGCGACUGUGGCGACGACAGUCAAGUCCAAGACGCUGGCCGGUGGCCAGACGAAUGGUGAUCGUGGCCAGGCGGAUGGCGGCUCCAAUCAGCAGGACUCUGACUUUGAUGAGUUCAGUUCGCAGGACGAGGAUGAGGCUGAGCCGCAGGCGACCACUCAGAAUUUCUAUCAAAAUGCACAGGAGGUGCAAAGCUCAUCGAUGAGCUCCUCGCAAGGCACCAACAGCAAUUUCACCAGCGUCAGCUCCAAGGAUGGCGGUCAGUGUCAGGUGCUGGGGCGCUGCAAGGCGCUCUAUAGCUACACACCAAAGCUCUACGAUGAACUAGAACUGAGUCCCGGCGAUGUUAUCGAGGUUCAUGCCAAACAGGAUGACGGCUGGUGGCUGGGCGCCUUGCGCAAUCAAAUUGGCAUCUUUCCCGCCACAUAUGUGGAGGAGUGUGCCUAGCAUAUCGAUUCUAUAUAAGCCACAUAAGUGUUUAAGAGUGUGUGCGUAUGUGCGUGUGAGUGUGUGAGAGUGUGUGCGUGAUAACGAAAGAAUGUCAUAUUGUAUUUAAGUCAGCUUUUUUUUGCCUUUUGAUAAUUGCUUACAAUGAGCUUUAAAGGUCUCUGCAUUAAAAUAUCUACCUAUUAAAACAAA
Messenger RNA from Drosophila grimshawi, 4428 nucleotides. RefSeq names its product nostrin (gene Nost). Gene Ontology annotation, molecular function: protein binding. Gene Ontology annotation, cellular component: cytoplasm; plasma membrane. The coding region runs from base 214 to 4236 and encodes 1340 amino acids. Lineage: Eukaryota; Metazoa; Arthropoda; Insecta; Diptera; Drosophilidae. The transcript is spliced from 10 exons. The record is from RefSeq and is a predicted model, not a curated record.